CCUUGGUCUUCGUCUCCCUCAGGGAACUUCCCACCCGCCUCUACCUUUCCUCCCUACACCAAAACUUCCCCGAUUCUGAAUCUCAUCAAUGGCUUCCACACCCAACCCAUCCCAAAGUGAGGACCCCAACACGAAUGAUACGAAUCCCAAUUACCUGACAACCACCACCUUCACACCCCCAAUCUUCAUCUCCACAGAGUCUUUGCACUCCCUCAUCUCUCACCAAAACCUAAUACACCACUUCCAUGCCUGUCUCCCUACAGUCUCAUCUUCCCUCCAAACUCCAAUUCGCCAAAGCUAUGAUGUUUCACCGUCUUCCUCUCUCCUACUCAUGCCCUCUUGGUCCUCUUCUCCCUUUUUCCCAUACGUAGGCGUGAAGCUCGUGACCUACUUUCCACAAAACUCCGCGCUAAAUUUGCCAGGAGUGCACGCAAGUUAUGUGCUAUUCAGCUCGAUAACUGGUCAAACUUUGGCCUCCAUGGAUGGCACUGUAUUGACCCUUUAUAGAACCUCAUGUGUCUCAGGCCUGGCCUCAAAGAUUUUGGCUAGAAAUGAUAGUGAAAUCCUUGUGAUGAUUGGAGCGGGUGCUUUGGCACCCCAUUUGAUCAAAGCCCAUCUUUCGGCUAGACCCAGUUUGAGAAGGGUGAUAAUUUGGAAUAGGACAGUGGAGAAGGCGAGCAAAUUGGCCGUUGAAAUGCGAGAAAAUGGUGGGUUCGAUGGGGUGAGUUUUGAGAGUAAUGGAUGUUUGGAGGAGAUUGUUGGAUUGGGAGAUAUCGUGAGCUGCGCAACGAAUUCAGAGACGCCGCUUGUGAAGGGCGAAAGGUUGAAGGCAGGGGCGCAUUUGGAUUUGGUUGGGUCGUUCAAGCAUUCAAUGAGGGAAUGCGACGACGAGGCAAUCAGAAGAGGAAGAGUGUUUGUGGAUAAUGAGGCCGCGCUGGUUGAAGCAGGGGAAUUGGUGGGUGCUUUUGAGAGAGAGGUGAUUGGAAAGGGAGAAAUUGGAGGGAAUUUAGUGGAGUUAAUAAAGGGAGAGAAAGUUGGCAGGAGAAAUUCGGAUGAGAUAACUGUUUUUAAGUCUGUUGGUUCUGCAACUGUGGACAUUCUUGCUGCACAGUUGGUGUAUGAGACUUACAAAUCAUGAAUUGCUUAGUUUAUGCAAUGGGGAAAUCGAUCAUAAUCUUUAUUUUCUUGCAAUGUUCAUAUGUUUAUGUGCCAAUCAUUCAUUGUUGGACGAUACUGCUACAAGGCCCUCCCAUUCUUCCCGUCAUUCAUAUCUCCCCGACUCAACACCAUGAUUUGUAAUCUUCUUUCCUCAUUAAUGUUAUUAUCUGGUUAAAAA
Messenger RNA from Juglans microcarpa x Juglans regia, 1336 nucleotides. Its product is annotated as protein SAR DEFICIENT 4. The record is from RefSeq and is a predicted model, not a curated record. NCBI's taxonomy places the organism in Eukaryota, Viridiplantae, Streptophyta, Magnoliopsida, Fagales, Juglandaceae. Gene Ontology annotation, cellular component: cytoplasm. The transcript has a single exon. Bases 89 to 1138 code for a protein of 349 amino acids.